Messenger RNA from Quercus lobata, 1721 nucleotides. It is a transcript of the gene LFR, whose product is annotated as ARM repeat superfamily protein. The record is from RefSeq and is a predicted model, not a curated record. The coding region runs from base 74 to 1471 and encodes 465 amino acids. Gene Ontology annotation, molecular function: nucleosome binding. Gene Ontology annotation, biological process: positive regulation of DNA-templated transcription; regulation of transcription by RNA polymerase II; chromatin remodeling. The transcript is spliced from 8 exons. Lineage: Eukaryota; Viridiplantae; Streptophyta; Magnoliopsida; Fagales; Fagaceae. Gene Ontology annotation, cellular component: SWI/SNF complex; brahma complex; nucleoplasm.
CCGGUACCCAUAGCCCAUAGGCACUUAACAUUAACAGAGUCAGAGAGUAGCACGGCGAGAAAGAGAGAGAGAGAUGCAGAAGAGAUCAGAGCAGGGCAAGUCUGGUGGCGGGGCCUCCGCUCCCACGCCCAAAAGAGGGCGCCCAUUCGGCAGUAGCAACAGCAGCGCCGCAGCCGCCGCUGCAGCUGCAGCAGCCGCAGCCGCAGCUGCCGACACGGCGGCUCCGUCAAACCUCCUCGGCCCAUCUCUCCACGUCCACAGCUCCUUCGCCGAUCAAAACAAUAAGAGGAUAGUUCUAGCUAUUCAAAGUGGACUAAAGAGUGAGCUGACCUGGGCAUUAAAUACUCUCACAUUGCUCUCUUUCAAAGAAAAGGAAGACAUGCGCAAAGAUGCAACCCCUCUUGCAAAAAUACCUGGGUUGCUGGAUGCUCUUCUCCAAGUGAUUGAUGACUGGCGUGAUAUAGCACUUUCGAAAGAACCCAUAAGGACACCGAGGGUCAGAACACUAGGGGCGAAUUCUCUUGUAACAGGAUUUGGGAAUGAGUAUGAGGUGUUAGGCUCAAAUGGCACUCUCCUGUAUCCUGGCCUGGGAUCUGGUUCUUCUGUUACAGAAGCAGUAGUGCAGAAAAAUAUGUCCAAAUCUCGUUCUUCGGAUUGGUGGUUUGAUGAAGAUGGUUUAUUUAAUCUAGAUGAAGAAGGGCGAGCAGAAAAACAGCAGUGUGCUGUUGCUGCUUCAAAUAUAAUCCGGAACUUCUCUUUCAUGCCAGACAAUGAAGUCAUUAUGGCCCAGCAUCGGCAUUGUUUGGAAACAGUGUUCCAGUGCAUAGAAGAUCAUGUCAAAGAGGAUGAGGAACUUGUCACAAAUGCUCUUGAGACAAUUGUAAAUUUGGCUCCAUUUCUUGAUCUUCGAAUAUUUAGCUCAUCAAAGCCAUCUUACAUCAAAAUAACAGAGAAACGUGCAGUUCAAGCCAUAAUGGGGAUGCUAGGAUCUGCAGUCAAAUCAUGGCACUGUGCGGCUGCUGAAUUACUUGGGCGUUUGAUAAUAAAUCCUGAUAAUGAGCCUUUCCUUCUUCCCUUUGUUUCACAGAUACACAAGCGUUUAAUUGAUCUUUUGAGCUUGCCAGCAUUUGAUGCACAAGCGGCUGCUGUUGGUGCACUCUAUAACCUUGCUGAAGUUAAUAUGGACUGCCGAUUGAAGCUUGCCAAUGAGCGAUGGGCAAUUGACCGACUGCUGAAAGUGAUCAAGGCACCGCAUCCUGUUCCAGAAAUUUGCAGGAAAGCUGCAAUGAUACUUGAGAGCCUUGUCUCUGAGCCACAGAACAGGGCAUUGCUGCUAGCUUACGAGAAUGCCUUUGCAGAGAUACUCUUCUCAGAUGGCAGAUAUUCUGAUACGUUUGCAAGGAUAUUGUAUGAACUGACAUCUAGACCAAGCAACAAAGUGGCAGCUGCUCGUGGUGUAUGGGGCAUGUAACUGGAAAACCUGACAUCAUAUGGUGAUUUGGCCCUAACUUCCAAGGAUAUUGGAUUUGUAUUUAGCUAUCCAUUUGUGGAAUUCUAGUGGUUUAUAUCCCAACUCGAGUAUUAAGAAGAUUUUUUUUGAAUCAAACUUCAAUGUCUUAUUUGUUGAAUUUAGUUAGGAUAAAGUUUGGCUAUAAAUGUGGUUGUAGCUAAUGGCUACAACUCAGCUCAAUAUAUUUUUAUUAAAUGUGAAUUUUGACAAA